This is a messenger RNA of Homarus americanus (American lobster), 2031 nucleotides long. RefSeq names its product collagen alpha-1(XIV) chain-like. Gene Ontology annotation, molecular function: protein binding. The coding region runs from base 87 to 1880 and encodes 597 amino acids. The record is from RefSeq and is a predicted model, not a curated record. The transcript has 8 exons. Lineage: Eukaryota; Metazoa; Arthropoda; Malacostraca; Decapoda; Nephropidae.
GUAAUGGUUUCAGUCCAGAGAUUCUCCGGCACUGAACCAGAGAACAACUGCACAAAAUCUCUCUGGGUGAAGCUGUCAUUUGCACUAUGAAAAUCUUCCUCUACUUAGCGGCCGUUGCUCUCUGUUCUGCGCAGGAUUUCGGUCACAUCGAGAACCUGCAGGUAACGAGUGGUGAUGGCUCCAUAACACUGGAGUGGGACUUCGUGGCAGGAGAUCCUACAUACAAGCUCCACAAGUACACUAUUCUUACCGAUAAUGACUUCAGCACUGAUCUCCGCUGUCCUGCUGCUCACUGUACAACCAUCAUAGACUACCUUGAUGCCUGCAAGGAACACACCUUUGAUGUAACUCCUGUUUUUGAUGACACAGUGAAUGGCGGGUCAGUUAACGGAGACACCUCCUCCAUCAGUGGAUUUACUAACGAUCUACCGCCGAGCUCCCCCUCCAACCUGAGGGUCCUCUCGGAGGACGACUCGGGUACAACUCUACAAUGGGACGCCCCCACCAAGAACCCAAUAUGUGUCCAGUCCUACAAGGUUUGCUACAGGCUGGAUAAGGACCCGACACCCACCUGUGAGACGACGGAGGACACCACCAUCACCCUGGCUGGUCUACAAGCCUGCGGCAAGUAUCACGUGACUGUGACGCCCGUGACGCCCAGUGAUACAGAGGGACCCCAGCUGGAGCAGGACGUCACCACUGAGGAUGGACUACCAGGGCCGCCCCAGGACGUGAAGGUGGGAAUCACCACCGACAGCCUCAUUGAGAUGGAAUGGAACAACCCUGCCAUCAACCCUCUCUGUGUUCAGGAUUACUCCAUCACUUAUGGUGAGGUCGAAUCCCGACGCCGCUUCAGCAGCCACCAAGUGGAGGACUUUGGUGAUGACUACGAUCACCACGCUAACAUCGGCCCCCUCGAACCCUGUACUGAGUAUAUCAUCAACAUAACUUCUAUCAGCAAGAAUGGCCUUAAGAGCGAGUCAGUCAGCAGUGAGGCAGCGACCAUUGAUACUGAUCCACAGCCGCCUCCCUACGUGGUACUCGACUCACCCGACUCGGACACCAUCGACGUAGAAUGGGGCGUGAACGAGGGCGACCGCUGCGCUGGAUACUACAUUGUAUGUUGGACCGACGACAUCACAAAAGUGGAGGUGUGUCAGAAUGUGACGGAUGGUGGCAGCUUAACCAUUAGUGACCUCCUCGCCUGUGCACUUUACAACGUGAGCGUAACGGUGGUCACCCCAAGCGGCAUCCCCAGCAACACCGUCACCAACCACACCUACACUAAGGAGCUUGCGCCCGGACCCGUCCAGAACGUUCAGGUGAUCGAGGCUCACCUGAGUUCUCUAACAGUGUCCUACGAGGUGCCCGUGACCAACCCGCAGUGUGUUGGUGCCUACGACACUCGAGUGAUCAACCUUGACAAGUUGGACAACUCAGCCAAGAAAGUGACCGAAGGUGUGGUGAAAACAAACACCAUCGCCGGCCUUGAGCCAUGCACCAACUAUGAAAUUGAAAUUGCUGCUGUUAGCCAUAGCGGCGAGUAUAUGUCUGUCUGGAAGAAAGUCGAUGGCAAAACUAAAGAUGGUACUCCCUCUGAACCACAAAAUAUCUCAGUGAAAGACGCAACUAUUGACUCGCUCACACUCCAGUGGUUCGAGCCUAUUACUAACUCUCCUUGCGUCAUUCAGUACGACCUUACCUGGACGGACGGUAUUAACACCGGUUCCGCAAAAAUUUCAGAUGUAACGAGUAAUAAAUUUGAGUACACAAUUGAAGGCUUAAAUUCAUGUGACGAAUACACAAUCACCCUCUCUGCCAAGUCCACGACCAGUGAGAGCCGCACAAAGAAAAUCAUUCAAAAGACCGACUGUCCCUAAUUGUACGGUAACAUCUGGGUCUUCCGCCCACCAGAGACCAUUGUGCCACACCUGAGCCUACGUCAUACUUAGCUCACACACGUUUACGUGAUUUAUACUGUCUUUGCUGCUGUAGCCUUACUCAGUAUGAUAUAAAAUUUUCUUGACAGGA